Molecule: messenger RNA, 1523 nt
Organism: Drosophila eugracilis
Lineage: Eukaryota; Metazoa; Arthropoda; Insecta; Diptera; Drosophilidae
Gene: Phax
Product: phosphorylated adapter RNA export protein
Exons: 5
Coding region: 52-1419 (455 amino acids)
Biological process (GO): snRNA export from nucleus
Cellular component (GO): nucleus
Source: RefSeq, a predicted model, not a curated record
CGAAGUAACAACAAACGGUCAGUCUGCCGCUCUCUCGUCUUGGCUGGAAAAAUGAUGGAGCUGCACUCGAACGACGUUGAUCUGGAGGACGGCGAGCUAUCUGACAGUGACGGCGACGGCGUUUAUACGCCGCUGCAGCGACCUGCAGGUGCGGAAAAGGUGGCCAGCCCCCUUACCACCUGCCACCAGAUCCAGACGGCGCUAGAGGACGAAUCACAGAGCAACAGCGAAUCCUCGACGGCUGAGUCCUCCGAGGAUGGGUGCAUCAAGAAACUGCGCACUGAUUCUAGUGGACAGGGAGGGCACAAGAAGCGAAAAAAGCGGAUUCGGCGUACGGUUAUGCGACGCGUACCGCCUACAGACGCCGAAAUGCAACCCAAUCGAGCACGCUUUAAAAAGUACAACGUAUGGGCCUCAGCUCUGCAGGAAGACGCCCUCAGUGAGAACAUGCGUGGCUGCGACGUUACUCGUAGCGGCCGGGAUCGGAAUGUGGAGAACUACGAUUUUUCGCUGCGUUACCGGCUCAACGGCGAAAACAACCUAAAACGAAGGCUCUCAAAUUCUUCGGAGGACGGCGGCGAGUCCUCUCACCCAGCCCACAAACGAGGAAGGCCUUCUAGCCGGCCCACAGACGAGUACCCACAGCGCGGAUCGGUCAAAAGCCGACUCGGCCACCGGUCACAACGGGGCACUUCAUCGGCCAGCGGUUCAUCAGAUUCUUGCGAGCCCAGGCACAUUUUGGAUCUCAACGAAGUGGCAGGUAGGGACCCCUCGGAUGUGGCCACAGAGAUGGCAAGCAAACUAUACGAGGAAAAAGAUGAAUUACUAGUUCGGGUUGUAGAAGUCCUCGGAGUGGACUUGCCCCUUGAGCUAUACAAAGAAACACAGCGCAUCGAAGCCGAUGGCGGCAUGAUGAUCAAAAACGGCAACCGGAGACGUACACCAGGCGGUGUAUUUCUGUUCCUACUAAAACACCACGACAGCAUAACCCAGGAACAGCAGAAGUCCAUUUUUAGCGAGGAUCGCCAAAGCCUCAGCAAGUCGAGAAAACAGAUCGAGACGUUGAUGCGGGACCGCAAAGUGGAGGAGUUAAAGAAGUGCCUCAGCAAGCAAGUCACUGAGCUGCCUACCCUGAGCCAGCGAAAGGAGCACUACAUGCAGGGCGACGAGCUUAGAGAAGAUAAUCAGCCAGAAAACUUGUCCAAUCCGCCGCCCUCUCCCGUUGGUGCUGGUCAGGAGCAGGAUAGUCCCGAAUACAGGACGCACGAAAUCAACAUAAAUCUAGUAGACAACACCGAACUACCCUCUACAUCCAAGGCAGCGGCGGCGGCAGCGGCUAAAGGAGAACCACUCAAGGAAUUAAUUAGCUACGACGACGACUUUCUAGACGUCAAUUGCGGGGACAUGGACUUUUUCUAGGCCCACGCCAAGCGCUGGGCCCCUUUUAUACCACGAACUUGCAUAGAUAGACCCAUAUUUGUACAAUUAAAUAAAUGCCUAGCGAAUUAGGACUAAAAAAGUAA